AUGGACGAGGAAGAGUCGUUUGCACGCCUCCUCUCAGCGUCCACCCCGGCCCCUCGCCCAACCCUCUUCCCCUCGGGGUCUGCCGGCGCCGACCAAGACCCAUGGGCCAACCCGUUCGGAGCCACCAGCGGCAGCGGCGCCGGCGGCGGUGCAGGAGGAGCGUUCGGUAACACGAUGGACGACGCUUGGGGCGCCAGCACCAUCCCUUCCAUACCCGCCGAUCCCACCCCAGCCGCUACUGCUACGUCGCCUGCAGCCGGCCAGCGCGAGCGUUCGCCUUCGCCAGCAUUUGGCGGGGCCGCGGGCGAUGAGCGUCCCGACCCGCCUUCAGUGAUUGCUGCGCGCGAGCGCCAGGAGCUCGCGGCAGCCACCGGAGGCGGUGGUGGGUUCGGUGGCUCGUCGUCGGCUGGCUGGGGCGCCUUUGACGACCCGUAUUCUAGCACCACGGCCGGAUGGUCGCCCCCGCCCAAGGCGACGUUUGGGCCGCAGAGCCCGACGUCGCCGACACGCAGCAACCGGGGGGCCCACUCGCGCCAGACGUCCGGCGCGGCCAGCCAGCUCGGAUCGCCGACGUCGCCCAAGACCGCCAAGGCCAGUGCUGCCGCCGCGGCCGCCGCCGGUGCGUCGCGCGCUCUGCCUGCUGGUCUCAUCGAUGAAGAGCUCCUCGCCGAGCAUGACCCGCGUGCCAGCCUCACGCGCGCGUUUGUAAAGUCGGCUCCCGUCGCGGCACCGCCUGCCUCUGGCCCUGUCGCCCCGCAGGCGCACCCCACACCCGAGAAGAAGGUGUACGUCUUCAAGCCCAGGGCUGCUGUCCAGCACGAGAUCGAAAGGGAAAAGCCGGCCGCUGUACGCUCCUCGGACCCCACUGCAGUGCCCCUCCCGGAAUCGGCGGCCGUGACUCCCGCCACCUCGCGUCCUGCCACGCCCGCCGUGUCGUCGCCGCCAGCCUCUAGCACCCUUGCCCCCGAGUCGGUCGAACACCUGAGCGUGUCCCCGCUCGACACACCGGCGACCGAGACAGACUUUGGAUUCCGCUCGCUUGCGAUCGGCGGUUCUGGCGCGUUGGCGGCGUCGAACGGGUCGCCUGGCGCUGCCGCGACGCGCUUUGGCGGACGUGGAUGGGGUGCCGUGGACGCCGAGGAGACGCCGCUCUCUGGCGAUGCCGACGGCGCAGACCCGUGGAACGAGGGCGGUAGUGGAGGAGGUGGCUGGGGCGAGCCCGCAGUUGCCGCCCCGGCGCCGAUGGUGGACACGGACGUGGCGACUGAAAGCGAGCAAGUCGACGACGCGCCCACGCCGUCGCCGUCGCAAAUGUCCCCGAGCGCCUCGUCGUCGCGUGGCAGCCCACGCCGCUCCAAGCUUCUCUCCACGCCCCUCUUCCAGAUCUCCGUCUCCGACCCGACCAAGGUCGGCGACCCCGUCCGUGGCCACGUUGUGUACACUGUGCGCACCAAGACCACAUCCCCCCACUACCGCCGCGGCGAGUUUAGCGUCUUGCGCCGGUUCAGCGAUUUCUUGUGGCUCUACGAGUCGCUGACGUCCAACAACCCGGGAGUCAUUGUGCCCCCCGUUCCCGACAAGCACGCGUUUGGCAGGUUCCAGGACCAAUUUAUCGAGACUCGCCGUGUGGCCCUCCAGCGCUGCCUGACCAAGAUCACCGCCCACCCCAUCCUCCAACUCGACCCGGACCUGCGACUGUUCCUCGAGAGCGACACGUUUGCGCUCGACGUCAAGAACCGCCGCAUGACGCCCGCAGAGGGCACGACCUCGUCGGGCUUCAUGUCGUCGUGGACUGGACCCCGCUACAUCGAGACGGACGAGUGGUUUGACCAGCGUAAACUCUACCUCGACCACCUGGAGGGCCAGCUCAAGGGACUGUCCAAGUCGCUCGAUAUCGCCAGCAAGGCGCGUCUCGACAUGGCCACGUCCAUGGGCGAGUUUGCAGACACGGCCGCGGUGCUGGCCGAGAGCGACCUGGGAGCAGCCAUGUGUGCCGCCCUCGGCCGUCUCGCCGACCUCGCCAGGCGGGAACGCACCACGGGCGAGGACCAGGCCAAGGCCGACGUCGGGCAGCUGCUCAACCUCGCGGAAGAGUAUGUCCGCUUCAUCGCCAGUGUGCGGCUCGCCUUUGCGUCGCGCGUGCGCGCGUACCACGCCGCCCAGGCCGCCGACAAGGAGGUCCAGCGCCUCAGGAAGCAGCGCGAGAAGGACAGGGUGUCCGGCAAGCCGCCCGCGUCGACAAUGCACGAGCUGGGAGAGGCCGAGCGACGCGCCCGCGAUGCCGGCGCCGACUUUGACGCCCAGUCCAAGCUCGUCAAGACGGAAUUCGCGCGGUUUGAGCGCGAGCGCGUCGACGAGUUCCGCAAGACGCUCCUCGCGCACCUGGACGGCCAGAUUGAGCGCCAGCGCUCGCUCGUCACCGCAUGGGAGGAGUACCAUGCCAUGCUGCUCAAGAUGGUGCAGCGCGCGCAGGCGCACCAGCAGGCGCAGGUGCAGGCCCAGGCCCAGGCUCAGGCUCAGGCGCAGGCGGCGUAG
This is a messenger RNA of Apiotrichum porosum, 2535 nucleotides long. It is a transcript of the gene VPS5, whose product is annotated as Vacuolar protein sorting-associated protein 5. Gene Ontology annotation, molecular function: phosphatidylinositol binding. Lineage: Eukaryota; Fungi; Basidiomycota; Tremellomycetes; Trichosporonales; Trichosporonaceae. The transcript is spliced from 2 exons. Bases 1 to 2535 code for a protein of 844 amino acids. Gene Ontology annotation, biological process: protein retention in Golgi apparatus; retrograde transport, endosome to Golgi. The record is from RefSeq and is a predicted model, not a curated record. Gene Ontology annotation, cellular component: endosome.